Messenger RNA from Perognathus longimembris pacificus (Pacific pocket mouse), 8669 nucleotides. RefSeq names its product ATPase plasma membrane Ca2+ transporting 4 (gene Atp2b4). Gene Ontology annotation, molecular function: P-type calcium transporter activity; ATP hydrolysis activity; ATP binding. Gene Ontology annotation, biological process: calcium ion transmembrane transport; regulation of cytosolic calcium ion concentration. The record is from RefSeq and is a predicted model, not a curated record. Gene Ontology annotation, cellular component: membrane; intracellular membrane-bounded organelle. NCBI's taxonomy places the organism in Eukaryota, Metazoa, Chordata, Mammalia, Rodentia, Heteromyidae.
UCGUUCCCUACACUCAGGCCAGCUUGUCUCUCCUGAUGACCUUGCAGGGGCCCUGUGCUCUAGCUGAGCUGAUAGCUCCCUUAUCCUUCCCACGCUGGAGAAACUUUAACUCUCACAAGCUGCAAGCGUGCUAUCUUCUCUCCUCAGAAGUCCAUCUAUCUCCAUUAGAAAGGGGGAGAAAAAAAAAAAGAUGCCCCCAUGUAUCAUAAACUGCCAGAGAAUUUCACUCUCUCCUUUCCCCUGCCCCAGAAGCUUCUAGGAAAGAGAGGAGGGCGAGGCUUAGCCCCCCAAGCCCCAACAUCAUUGGUUGAUAACUAUCUCAGACAGCAAAUUUUCAUACAACUGAGACCAGGCUGUUCUAAGGGACCCCAGUGAGUGGAAGGGUCUUCUACUGGACCACCUUCUGAGAUCCAGUUGCCAUCUGUAUCCAGGGAGCCCUCCUCUUCCUCCUCCUGCUGACUCUCUACCACCACCGUUGCUGACUGUUGCUAAGGUUGCCUCCAUGGUAACAUGCUCAUCCUGUUUACACCUCCAUCUGGCCAAGUCAGUCUAAGCUAGGAACUUACCUGCCCUGGACAGCUACUUCCAGCCCCAUCCCCUUCCAGGGGGGACACCACUCAACGUGACACAAAGUCCAUCUUCUACUCAGCUCCCCCGUCCUCUUCCUCCUUCCCCUGUCAGGCUUCAGAAGAAAGGAUCUAGAUUUGGGGUUUCUCCUCUGACACUUCCUGAACAAGCUAUAGUCCGUCUGUUUUAUAACUGGGCCCCCGGAAAAAAAGGAAGAAACAGAAAGAAGUGGGGACAAGAACACAGGUGACACUGGCCAGUUGAAAAGAACGCCUCACAUCUUCUCUGGUUGAGGGACUGGUAACUGCAGGCAAAAUGACGAGCUCGUCAGGACAAAGCGUGCCGACCAGCUUGGCAACUGAGGGCCAUGAUGGGGAAUUUGGCUGUACGUUGAUGGAACUGAGGAAGCUCAUGGAACUACGUUCAACGGAUGCCCUGAACCAUAUCAAUGUCCGCUAUGGAAACGUCUCCAAUCUCUGCGCUAAACUGAAAACCUCUCCUGUGGACGGUCUAUCAGGGAACCCUGCAGACCUGGAGAAACGUAGACGUGUGUUUGGAAAGAACUUGAUCCCUCCAAAAAAGCCCAAAACCUUCUUAGAAUUAGUGUGGGAAGCGCUUCAAGAUGUCACACUCAUCAUCCUGGAGAUCGCAGCCAUCAUCUCGCUGGUCCUGUCCUUCUAUCGCCCCCCUAGUGGACAAAAUGAAGCCUGUGGUGAAGCCGUUGCCAGCCCAGAAGAUUCGGAGGAGGCAGAAACUGGCUGGAUCGAGGGAGCGGCCAUCCUGGCCUCGGUGAUUAUCGUGGUGUUAGUGACCGCCUUCAACGACUGGAGCAAAGAGAAGCAAUUUCGGGGGCUACAGAGCCGCAUUGAACAGGAGCAAAAGUUCUCCAUUAUCCGGAAUGGGCAGCUCAUCCAGCUGCCUGUGGCUGAGAUCGUGGUGGGGGAUAUUGCCCAGGUCAAGUACGGUGACCUGCUUCCAGCAGAUGGGGUGCUGAUCCAGGGGAACGAUCUGAAGAUAGACGAGAGCUCUCUGACAGGAGAAUCGGACCAUGUCAAGAAGACACUGGAGAAAGACCCCAUGUUGCUUUCAGGGACCCACGUAAUGGAAGGUUCUGGCCGAAUGGUAGUAACUGCUGUCGGGAUCAACUCCCAGACAGGAAUCAUCUUCACCCUCUUAGGGGCCAGCGAUGAUGAGGACUUAGAGGAGGAGAAGAAGAAGAAAGGUAAAAAACAAGGAGUCUCUGAAAAUCGCAACAAAGCAAAGACCCAGGAUGGGGUAGCUUUGGAAAUCCAACCACUCAACAGCCAGGAGGGGGUGGACAAUGAGGAGAAGGAGAAGAAGGUAACCAAGGUGACCAAGAAGGAGAAGUCGGUGCUGCAGGGCAAGCUCACGCGCCUGGCCGUGCAGAUCGGGAAAGCCGGCCUGCUCAUGUCUGCUAUCACAGUCCUCAUCCUGAUUCUGUACUUUGUGGUCGACAACUUCAUAAUCCAGGGCAGGGCAUGGCUCCGUGAGUGCACGCCCAUCUACAUCCAGUACUUUGUCAAGUUCUUCAUCAUCGGCGUCACCGUACUGGUGGUCGCUGUGCCAGAGGGACUGCCCUUGGCUGUCACCAUCUCUUUGGCCUAUUCUGUGAAGAAAAUGAUGAAGGACAAUAACCUGGUGAGACACCUGGAUGCUUGCGAGACCAUGGGCAACGCCACAGCUAUUUGCUCUGACAAGACUGGCACACUGACCAUGAAUCGCAUGACGGUGGUACAAGUCUAUGUUGGGGAGACCCACUACCGUCACAUCCCAAGCCCUGAUAUCAUUGUGCCCAGGGUCCUGGACCUUAUUGCCAAUGGCAUUUCCAUCAACAGUGCUUAUACCUCCAAGAUUCUGCCUCCUGAGAAGGAGGGAGGCCUCCCACGGCAGGUGGGCAACAACGAGUGUGCCCUGCUGGGCUUCGUCACGGAUCUGAAGCAGGAUUACCAGGCCAUACGCAAUGAGGUGCCCGAGCAGACGCUGUACAAGGUGUACACCUUCAACUCCGUGCGCAAGUCCAUGAGCACCGUCAUCAGGAAGCCCGAGGGGGGCUUCCGCAUGUUCAGCAAGGGCGCCUCUGAGAUCAUCCUGCGCAAGUGUAAUAGAAUCUUUGAUAAGAAAGGAGAAGCGGUGCCAUUCAGGAGCAAGGACCGAGAUGACAUGGUCCACAGUGUUAUUGAGCCCAUGGCCAGCGAGGGACUCCGGACCAUCUGCAUAGCUUACCGGGAUUUCGAUGAUGGAGAGCCCUUGUGGGAGAACGAGAAUGAUAUCCUCACGGAGCUGACCUGUAUCGCCGUGGUGGGCAUUGAGGACCCUGUGCGCCCAGAGGUACCAGAAGCUAUUGCCAAAUGCAAACGAGCUGGCAUUACUGUCCGAAUGGUGACGGGUGACAAUGUCAACACUGCUCGGGCCAUUGCCACCAAAUGUGGCAUCCUGACACCUGGAGACGACUUCUUGUGCUUAGAAGGCAAAGAAUUCAAUAGGCUCAUCCGCAAUGAGAAGGGAGAUGUGGAGCAAGACAAACUGGACAAGAUCUGGCCUAAGCUUCGGGUACUAGCACGCUCUUCUCCCACGGACAAACACACCCUGGUGAAAGGCAUCAUUGACAGCACUGUUGGGGAGCAGCGGCAGGUGGUGGCUGUCACUGGCGAUGGCACGAACGAUGGGCCCGCUCUAAAGAAAGCCGACGUUGGUUUUGCCAUGGGUAUCGCAGGCACAGAUGUGGCCAAGGAGGCCUCAGACAUCAUCCUGACCGAUGACAACUUCACCAGCAUCGUGAAGGCCGUGAUGUGGGGACGAAACGUCUACGACAGCAUCUCCAAGUUCCUGCAGUUCCAGCUCACGGUCAACGUGGUGGCGGUCAUCGUGGCCUUCACUGGAGCCUGCAUCACCCAGGACUCGCCGCUGAAAGCCGUGCAGAUGUUGUGGGUUAAUCUAAUUAUGGACACGUUUGCUUCGCUGGCCCUGGCCACAGAGCCCCCUACAGAGUCCCUGCUGAAGCGUCGCCCCUACGGCCGAAAUAAGCCCCUGAUCUCUCGCACUAUGAUGAAGAACAUCUUGGGGCACGCGGUCUACCAGCUCAUUGUCAUCUUUGUCCUUGUCUUUGCUGGUGAGAAGCUGUUUGACGUGGACAGUGGGAGGAAGGCGCCUCUCCACUCGCCCCCCAGCCAGCAUUACACCAUCGUUUUCAACACCUUCGUGCUGAUGCAGCUCUUCAACGAAAUCAAUUCCCGAAAGAUCCACGGGGAAAAGAACGUCUUCGCGGGCAUCCACCGAAACGCCAUCUUCUGCUCUGUCGUCUUAGGCACGUUUAUUGCCCAGAUUUUCAUCGUGGAAUUUGGGGGUAAGCCCUUCAGUUGUACGAAGCUCAACCUGACGCAGUGGUUGUGGUGUCUGUUCAUCGGGAUUGGAGAGCUUCUGUGGGGCCAGAUCAUCUCUGCCAUACCUACCAAGUCUCUGAAGUUCUUGAAGGAGGCCGGGCAUGGCACUUCCAAUGAGGAGAUGACCAAGGACACAGAGGGCAUGGAAGAGAUUGACCUCGCGGAGAUGGAGCUGCGCCGUGGCCAGAUCCUCUGGUUCCGGGGCCUGAGCCGUAUCCAGACUCAGAUCAGAGUGGUCAAAGUAUUCCAUAAUUCCUUCCACGAAGCCAUUAAACCUAAGAACCAAGAGUCCAUCCACAACUUCAUGAGCACCCCCGAAUUCGCCGCGGAGGAUGAGGCGCCACGAACACCAUUCCUGGAUAUCCAAGAGGAAGAUCUUGAGAAGGGUUCGAAGUCUGGGACCAGGGUGCUCCUGCUGGACGGCGAGGCCUCUCCAAACGCCAACAAAAACAACAAUGCCGUGGACUGCAGCCAAGUACACAUCGUGGCCUCCCGUUUGGACAGCCCUCUCCAAAGCCUGGAGACUUCCGUCUGAACUUCUCAUUGUCUGACUCCCAUCCCUGCUUGGUCUCUAGUUCCUUCUCAUCCAUCCCAUCGAUGGAGGAGACAAUGGGACUUGUCACUGUCAUGUCAGCUGCUCCCGAGUGUGUGAAAACCCCUCACCUGACCACCAAGAAGCAAGCGCACACACCGACAAGGAUUUCAAUUGCACUCUGAGUUGGGGUUUGUAGCAGGACCCAGUCAAACCCCCAGCAGGUAAUGGUAGAAUCCACCUCUUUUGGGUGGAUCACUUGUCACUUUUAAAGAAAUAACAUCAGUCCUCGUGGCCCCUCUCCAACCAAGCUCUUCAUGGUGUUUCUACCUACAUCACCAGCUCCUGACAUCUGGGAUCAAUCCUAAAAGUCUCUGUCAUUUACAAGCUAUAUUGAAGGUGACAGAUCUACACAGAUGAAGUGUGUCCAGGCACAGAUGGAAUGUAUAAAAUCAGCCAGUGGAGUGAUUGUAGUGAAGGAAUUUUGUUCCCAUGUUGAAAACUUACACGUGAAAACGUCUAGCUCUUUCUACCCUUCCACUCAGCCUCUUUUCCAAGUUCUGUUGGUCUGGUGCAACCCUUCCCUCCCUUCACUCUGUUCUUUCAUUGUUGGUUUCUUCCUUUUACUUCUUUUCGUUUUAAGUUGUGAUAAUUAAGAGAAUGGACAGGACGUGGAUGGGUGAGUCCACGGCCAUCCCUCCUGGCUCCUCUGACCCCUUGGACUGGUUCCAGAGGUAAAUCGUUCUCUCUGCCAUAAGGCACGAUUCCCAAUAGGACAGCAAGGGUUCCCUCUUGUUACCAGGUUGGCUUCUAAUUUGAAACUGCCGUCACGUCCGGUGCCAGAGAGACCAGCCUUGACCGUGGGGCUUGCAAAUGUGUGAUCCGUGGGUUUUAUUCCCGUAGGCCUGCCAUUCCUCCCCCUCUGCAGUGAGUUGGAAGCAAAGCUGCUUCCUUGCUGCACUUGGGAGUUUGGGGCCAGAAGCAGGCAGGCCAUCGAGGCGGGACUCCCGUGGGGCCCCCUACUGCUUUCAAAGCCAUCUUCCAUAGCUCUUCUUCUUCACAGAACCUGAUGCCCAGGAGAGCAAGGAAUUGAGAAACCUUGGGUAAAACCAGAGAGCCAUUCCAGCAGGACCUGAGCAGACCGCCCCACAGGUCCCAGAAACCCCGAGCUUAGGUGCUUGGGUACCAGCUCCGACAUUCCUCCCACUUCUCCUAGUUCUCCCCUUCACUGUGUGUCCCAGGACAUCUUCAUGAGGACGCUUCCAGCCUCCCAAAGAUACUCUGCUUUGGAAAAUACAAAGGGAGAGGCCUGGGUGACCUCGUGCUGACCUCAGGCAAAGACCCCACUCCCUACCCCCCCACCCCAUCCUCCACGAGCUCUUAUCCCCCACUCUGACAGUUGCCCAGGGAAACCCCGUGCCUCCCCCUCACCCCCACCCCUGCCUCUCGGGAGCUGAGGACUUGGCUAGGAGACCUUGCAAGCGUUCCUGACUCCAGGACAGGGUCGAGCCCCGUCCACCUUCACAGGAGCACCCCUUUGGGUUUGGUUUGUUCCUUCAUCGCACUGAUGCUGAAUGGCGCUCUCCUGUCCCCAGGUCCCCCAUCUCCCAUGAGCUCAGUGAGGCACAGCCCAUCCCCGCAGCCCAGAGCAAGGGCAGCGCCUGAGGCUCCUUAAGAACUACCAGCUUCCCCUUUGGGAGAGGAAGGUGACCUGGGCCUGUCUACUCCAGCCCUUUCUCCUGCCCCUUCUCCAUCACCCCUACACCCAUUGGUAAGAAACAGGAAGCCCACUGUGAGGUGGGCUUUGUCACGGUCACCUGCUUCAGCGAUCUGCUCUCUGUCUUAAAUACUCAUGGCGAGGGGAAAAGCAGCUCACCCGGGCAUUCCGCGUUCACACGUGUGUUUAUUAAGUACAUUGGAAGAUUGGAUUCUGUCAAGUCUUAUUACCUCAGAUCAUUUAAAGAAAAAAAAAAAAAAAAAGCAAGCCAAUAGCAAGCUUCCAAGGCGGUUUUUACCAUUUCUGCUCCCAGAACACCCUCGCAGAGCCCGCCGGGCUACUCCUCACAGCUUGGGUCUACUUUUCUCCAGUCAACGGUUUUGUGUGUAUGUGUGCGUGCAUGUGUGUGUGUGUCCUAGUUUCUAUCGUAAGAGAAAAAAAUAUAGAAAUAUUAUGCAAAAACAUAUAGUUUACUUUAGCUCAGAAACUGAUACUUUUGAGUCAGCCAUAUGUAUUUUGUUUAAAGGAUUUAGAAUAAAAUACUGUCAUUGCAUACCACGUAGCCUUGUGGUAGGGAACGUUGGACAGGAUAGGUGACUUUUGUUAGUAUAUUUGUCAUUGGUUUAAAAGCCAAGACACCACACUUCUUUUCUCCCAAACAGCCAUCUUUAUACUUAGGGGGAAACAUUUUGUUAGGUUCUAGACUUUUUUUUAAUAUAAAUUUUGUUGCUAUGAGGUUGAGUCAAUUUGUGUUUCUAUGCAUAUGUUGUUUUUUUAAUAUAUAGUUGGGUGUUGAUGUUGUUUUCUAUUCAGUAUCAGUGAUCCAACUAGUGGUGAGUGAAUACAGCAUAAGUUAAAUAAUGCUUUUCCCCAAAAUGGUGCUUUGGAUUUGCAGGGUCCAGUGGGAGAGAUGGGGGAGAUAUCCUAGGUCCCUUGCUUGAUGAACCUAGAAAAAAACAGGGAGUGAAGGACUGGUAGGAAGGGAACAUGGACCAAGAAAGUUGACAGCAGUCAGGAACUGGAUGUGUUGUCUCAACCCCCUGGAGAUAGAUUCCCAGACUUUUUAGUAAACAGUGGUUAGUAUCGGGGGCAUUGUGUUUAGAUUUAUGUUUCUUAAACAACUAGCAGGAAGACGGGUACUAAAGACAUUCUUUCUGGAUCUUCAAGGAUACUCUGAUCUUGGAUUUGCAUUUGUUUUUUAUGGUUCUUGCACUUCCUGUUCCUCUUAGACUUUUCCAUUCAUGAGUUUUUGUGCAAGAAUCUGGUCUGUGAUUCCUUCCCUCCCCUAGGAAGGUUUUGUGCAAUUACAUUAGAUGGACAACAGAGUUAGGGGGGUGGGGGGGAGGGGACAAUGUCUGGUUCCAGUCUCCAGUCCUGGGUGAUCAUCUCAGGACAAGGUCUUGCCCUUAGGUGAUUCCCCAACCCCAGCGGUGUUAAGAGCAAGACCAUCCAGAGACCCCUUUGGGCACUAUGGGUUUUUCAAGGUUUGGGUUUCCUCUUCUCUUCCAACUUUGGCGGGGGGGGGGGGGGGAUUUGUACAGAUAAAUCCAAGUGAUUUCCUUUACUGCCAAGAACCCAGAGGGACACAAACCCUCUUAACGCACCGCCCUCUUUCCUGCUUCCCUUGCCUUAUGAUCCAAGCCACCCAUGGUACCAUCGCAGUGCGCGCGCAUGCUUGUUCACCUUUCUUGUCUCGGUAGCACCCCACUGCACCGGUGACGGUGGGCAUUAUAAAUACCUGCUCUGAUUCUUAAGCCAUUCCAGCCUCUUCCUCAGAAUAGACCAGACCUCUUCCACUUAAUUCAGUGCCAGAAUUUUUGCCUUCCCAACUCAGCAGUUAGGCUUGCCCAUCUCCUUUCCUCUGGAUUCAGAGAGGCAGAGGGAGAUGAGCUCCCCGCCACUGAACUGGCCCUUGCUAUUCUGCCCAUAUGUAUAUAUGCCAUAUGUGGAUUUGUCUAUGCCAUAUAUAUGUGCCAACAAAUCGAUCUACGUUGUUCUUUUCAGAUUAGCACGCAGAUAGGAAUCUUGAGUUUCUUCUUCUCUUCGGUAACUAAUAUAAUAAGCACUGGUAUUUUUGUACAAAAAAAUAAGAAGCCAAAAAAAAAAACCCAGCCUCAGAAGAUUGACUCCUGUGGUCCGCAUGGCAAAUGGUGAUAACAGAGUAGUGCGUAUCCUUGUGUGUGUGGCCGUCAUUCGCAGCUCAGCUUAACAGGGCGCCCAACCUGUAUUUGCAUUUUGAUAUUAUUUAAGCUCUGUGUACAAUGUUUUUGCAUGUAUUUAUAUGGUUCUUAGGGCAAAUCUGAAAUUCUAAUGUGCUGUUCCACUGAGACAGAAGAAGAGGAGUUUUCAAAGGGAUACCUUUUUUUUUUUUUUCGAACCAAAUAAAGCUUUUUGCUGAUGAGCAGAAACCAAUACUGUCAUGCACUGAGAAUAAAAGCCCAUGUCCACGUGA